Uranotaenia lowii is the source of this 1371-nucleotide messenger RNA. Its product is annotated as CLIP domain-containing serine protease B4-like. Gene Ontology annotation, biological process: proteolysis. The record is from RefSeq and is a predicted model, not a curated record. The transcript is spliced from 5 exons. The coding region runs from base 102 to 1184 and encodes 360 amino acids. Gene Ontology annotation, molecular function: serine-type endopeptidase activity. NCBI's taxonomy places the organism in Eukaryota, Metazoa, Arthropoda, Insecta, Diptera, Culicidae.
UCGCUGGUAUCAGUUUAAGUAAAACGUUGGUCUUGUAUUCUUUCAAUCUGAGCUUAACUUAAAUUCUUCUGAGUGAUUUUUGUUGCUCAAGAACAGUGAUCAUGCUCAAGGACGUGACCACUUUCGUGGCCUUUGCCCUUGCCGUACUUCAAGUGCAGCCUUCCUUAUCAUUGGAUCAGUACGACCCUUGCACUACCCCAUUGGGACGGUCCGGUAACUGUGUGUCCCUGGCUGAAUGUCCACAGAUUGCGGCCAUUCUUAGAAAACCGGCCCCCACAGCUCAGGACAGGAAUUUCAUUCAACAAAGCCGGUGCGGGUCCAGUUUCGAUGGGAAACCCUUGGUUUGUUGCGGUGGCAUUUCCUCCGGUCCGGCCACCAACACCCUGCCGGGGACCAACGAGUGCGGAAUCGACCUGGCAGAUCGAAUCGUAGGGGGACAGGAAACGGAACUGGAUGAGUUCCCAUGGUUGGCCCUGUUGCAGUACCGGAAGUUGAACGGAGCCACCGGAUAUCAUUGCGGCGGGUCGCUGAUUAAUGUGCGCUACGUUUUGACCGCUGGCCAUUGCUUCAAUUCGCGACAGUUCGAAGUUAUUGCUGUACGACUUGGGGAGCACGAUGUCUCCAACAACGGCCAGGAUUGUAACAGAAUUGGUUGUGCCGAGUUGCCCCAGGAUUAUGGAGUCGAGAAGAUCAAGAUCCAUGAAAACUAUCGCCUCGAAAGUCGUGAUAAUCUAAACGAUAUCGCUCUGAUUCGACUGGAUCGUAACGUUCAGUUUACCGAUUUCAUUCAGCCGGUUUGCCUUCCGGUGUCCAGUUCUGCCAAGAAUCGCUAUUUGGUUGGGAAAAAGUUAACUGCGGCCGGAUGGGGACGCACUGAAACAAAAAAUCAUAGCAACGUAAAACUCAAAGUCAACCUGGAGGUGGCGGAUGCUCAAAGUUGUUCGGCCGUUUAUGCCAGCCAAGAGGUGAACCUCAGAGAUACUCAGUUCUGUGCCGGUGGCCUGGCCGGAAAGGAUACCUGCUCAGGGGACUCCGGUGGCCCGUUGAUGCAACGGUACGGCAUCAACUACUUCCUGUACGGUAUCGUUAGCUUUGGACCGAACAAGUGUGGCAUUCCGGGCGUUCCCGGAGUCUAUACCAAUGUGCCGAAGUACAUCGAUUGGAUUCAGAAAAAUAUGGAAUAAAUGGAAACAUACAUCUUGUGAAGGACUACUUCAAUAUUUUGAAUGGAAGAUUUCAAUCAAUAAUCAACUUUCUGGAAAACCGCAUGAAAUUUGAACUAUUUUUUAAAGAAAAAACCUAAUUACUGAAGGUUUUUUUUUGUCAGUUUUGUUUGUUUUUGAAUUUGACAAUUUCAAGUAAAAUAAAGUG